ACAACUUCGCGUUUCUACGUAAACAAGUACACGUGUUUUAAAAUUUAAUGAGUAUAAUGGUAAUUUUGAAUGGUGUUCGUUUGAUAUACCAUGUCAGAUGGACAGUUCACGUUCAUCUCACGAGAUGACGUCAGUAGUGUUUAUAAGGCAGUUCAAGACUAUUUGAUUGAGAGAAGGUCAUGGAAACGAUUGCCCAGAGAUUCGGACAGAUUCAACCUGAUGCUGGGUGAACGAAACCGACUGCCAUAUAGCAAAUUAGGUCAGGUUAGAGGUCUUUCACAACUUGUGAACUACUACCGAGGUUCCUCAGUCAUCUGUCGAAAAGUCUUAAUGAUUAAAACUCUUAAGCAGUAUUGCACCACAUCAAAUGUACCACUAUUUGAAUGGCUGCCUGUCUCCUACAUCAUCUACCCCAAGUCCCGUGAAUGCCAGGUAUCAACAUCUAUACCAGUGACGAGACCACCACAACUAGAUGAGAGAAAUGAACUGCUGGGAAUAGACAAGAGUUUCAAGUCCUCAGGGAAAGAUGUCAUAUGGAUUUCUAAAAUAACAGCUGGGUCAAAAGGAGAGGGAAUCAACAUAUCACGUGAUGUGGAUGAGCUUCUAAAUGAGAUUGACAGUCAGAAAAGUGCGUAUGUGAUCCAGCAGUACAUUGAUCCUCCGCUAUUACUGGAAGGAGGUCGGAAGUUUGAUAUCAGAUGUUGGGUACUACUUGAUGCAGAAUAUUCUAUCUAUCUGUACCGAGAAGGUGUUCUUCGUACCGCGUCAGAAUUAUACUCCCUUGAUCACCUUGGUGAUGUCACAGCCCACCUGACCAAUCACAAUCUCCAAGAAGAGAGGUCGCCAAAUUUUGGAAAAUACGAAGACGGAAAUGAAAUGUUUUAUGAUCAAUUUGACAGGUACCUACAAGACAAAUAUAACAUCACCAUGGAGACAACACUUCUUCCACAAAUAAAACAAGUCAUCAAAUCAUGUCUUGGAAUAAUAAAAGAGCAAAUUAAUACCGAUGGUUUAGACUACAAGUGUUUUCAACUGUUUGGAUUUGAUUUUAUGGUUGACGAAAACUUCAAAGUCUGGUUAUUGGAGAUCAAUGGUGGACCAGCUUGUGCACAACGACUUCUCCCAGAUCUAGUGAGGUGCCUGGUGAAGACCGCAGUAGAUCCAAUAUUUCCAACUGAUCCUUCAGAACAAGACGAAGACAACUUGUUUGAAAAAAUAUGAAAUUGUUUUGAUAGUUUCAUACUUUUCUGAAAUGUUGACACCAAAUGUAAAUGCAGAAAGAUAAGCUUAGUGCAGGCCUGCCACCAGCAGUAGUUUGUAUGCACAUGAAAGGAAUAUUAAAUUUGGUGGAGGCGGGGGAAUUUACUGUGUAUUUGUGGGUAUAGUUGGUGGCAGGCCUUAGUUGCCCAAGUACAAUCCAUAAAAUAAUGAAUGCAGUGUUAACAUUGGUGCAGUAACACAAAUACAUUCAACUGUAAGGAAAAGCAAUCCUGGAAUAUUCAGAAUAAUGUCAUAUGUUGCCAUGUUCAGUAGAUCCAGUGUCCUGAGUUGGCAUGGUUAUUACUCCAACUACCAUGAGCUGUUGUCUAGACCAACCACCGUGAGCUGUUGUCUAGACCAACCAACGUGAACGUGUUCAUAUACCAGCCUUCAUGUGUUGUCAUGUUCACAAGACAAAAAUAUCUUGUAUUUCCUUAUUCACUAGAUCAUCACAUCAGGUAUUGCCAUGUUCACUAGAUGUAUAGCGAUGUUUACAUGACAAAAAUACCUUGUAUUUCCUUAUUCACUAGAUCAUCACAUCAGGUAUUGCCAUGUUCACUAGAUGUAUAGCGAUAUUUACAUGACAAAAAUGAUAUGUAUUGCACCAUGUUCAUUAGAUGAACAUAUAUUGCAAUGUUCACAAGAUGAAAACAUCAUGUACUCCAGGUUCAGUAGAUCUAUACACAUCAUGUAUUGCUAUGUUCACUAAACAAAAACUUUAUUUCUAGUUCAGUCAACCAGUAGAAAGGUGCUAGAAAGCUGUGCUAGUAAAAACGUGUUCUCGUCAUUUAGGAGAUAGGCGGCCGUUGCUACUUGUUCAUUACGUCAUUCCACAAUCAGUGGUAGUACUUGACGUCAUGUAAUAUGUAACGCUGCAUGCGUUCCUUUCAGUGACGUGAAGGAGUGAUGUCACAGUACAAACAAAAUGCAGUGAAUUUUAUAAUUAUACUAAAAUUAUAACAAUCAUUAACUGGAAAAUAUUUCUGGCACUCGUCCUUUUGUAGAUGUUUUUUUUGACACUAGAAAAAACCAAUCCUUGGAGCUCGCUAAAGCUUUCUCCAAGGAUUGAUUUUCUUGAGACUCGUGUCAGAAAAACCAUCUACUAAAGGACUUGUGCCAGAAACUAUUAGUAUUGCCAUGUUCAGUAGAUGGACAUGUAUUGCCGUCACGUGACGACACACAAUUGUUCUAGAUGUAGAUUAUUUUUCAAGAAUCAACACCUGUGAAAUAAUGCAAUUUCAACUUUUUAUGCAUUCAGGUCAGGGAUGCGAACCGAUUACUGACAGAACUUAUUUGUUGUAAACUUUAGCCCAGGAGACCAAACAUCUGCAUCAUCAAAUAAAUAUGUAAUUUAAUCCUAAUAAACCCGACACUAGUGACAGUAAUGUAUUCUGGCGGAACAUGGCCAAGAUGGUUGAAAACUAAAUUGGAAAUCAGGUUACACAUUUAGCACGUGCUUAAUGCCAUUCAUCCACUACUGAGGAUUUUCUAACCGAAUCGUUCAGGUUAGGUCUAAAAGGAUUCUUUGGUUUUGGGUUAUUACUUUUGAAAUAUUCUUUGCCAUUUAAACCUAUAUUUUCAUUAAAAAAGAUAAAAUUGUAGUUAAUUUUUGCAGUCAUGUAAUUUGUUUUAAUGAAUAACAGAUCAAGUUGGAGAAUGCACUUGGAGGUGUAGAUUCAUUAUUUUUCACAAAUCUACACCCCCUCGUACACUCUCCAUUACAGAAGUCUGUGUAGUGGUCUUACACUUUCCCAUAGUUGUUAAAACUAGCUCUGGGUGAGAGUCUGUUCCGGGCUGUGAACCCAGUACCUACCAGCCUUAUAUCCAAUGGCUUAACCACGACACCAUUGAGGCCGGUGAUACCGACAAAUACUCCACUGCUCUUUAAAUUAUAGUAUGAACAGAAACAAACAUGACUGUCAGCUUUGGAUGAUUUAAUGACUUUUUUCAUAGCAUACAAUUAUGCAGCAUAAAAAUAAAAUACAUUCUUUUGUACAACAGUUUUUUCUUAACAUAAAAUAAAAACAAACAACACACUCGAUUCAGUUUAAAUAUUAAUGACAUCACGUGAAUCACAUCAUUUUCUAUACCCACACAACUAACCUUGUACUAAAAUUAUUUAUGUUCCUGCAAUAGUCCUUCAGUGAUAUGACACAAGCAGUAGAAAUAUGUGAUCUGCAUCAAAAUGUUAUACAAUGUGCUGCCCAUUUUAUUUGGAAACUGUUACAAAAGUAAUAAAAGAAUUUCUAAAUUAAGUCAAGACAUGUUAUAUUGUUUCAGUGUAGUUAAUAUAUUGUGUGUAUGUCAGGUUUGACUAUUACAUACAUAGAUGUUAAUGCACUGGUGCAGGGGAUAAUUAAUUCUUUCUGGACUCACAAAUUGUCUCAUGCUGUUGGUAAAACUCGAACCAACGAAUCACCUGCACCUUGUCAUGAUACGCUCUGUUAUUCUUUAAAAAAAAAAACCUCUUUCAAUGAACCAUAUGCUUACAAGCUAUGCAAUUGAUCCCACUUGCGUGAUUAAACAGUGGGUAAACCUGGCACUGGCUGGUAUGUUUUGAUGUAUAAAUAU
Molecule: messenger RNA, 3831 nt
Organism: Gigantopelta aegis
Lineage: Eukaryota; Metazoa; Mollusca; Gastropoda; Neomphalida; Peltospiridae
Product: tubulin--tyrosine ligase-like
Exons: 8
Coding region: 91-1221 (376 amino acids)
Biological process (GO): protein modification process
Source: RefSeq, a predicted model, not a curated record